CAAAACUCAUGAAGAAACUGUUUACGACCAAUAUAAAUUUGCACAGUGAUAAUCGUAGAUGCUUUCAGUUACAAAACUGCAGAUCUACAUAUGUUGCAGCGUUUGGUUUUAAUCAGUCAGUUGACAUAUUCGACCGUCAUGGUGUAAAAAAGCUGGAUCUCCCUCUACCAGGUGAAGCUGUCUCAAUGGCCUGGGACGCCGACGGUGACAACCUUGCAAUUAUUGAUGAUAAAACGUCAUCUGCUACAAUGUGGGACUCUAUUUCUUUCAAAAUUAGCCAGCUGCACACUGGAAUGAAAGACCACCUAAGCGUUAUUUCAUGGUCUAAAGUGGGCAGUCGUUUAGUCAUUGGGACAAAUAAGGGUAAUCUGGUUAUAUAUAAUCACAAAACCCUAAAGAAAAUAUCGCUUCUUGGGAAGCAUACCAGAAAAAUAACUUGCGCAGUAUGGAAUAGAAAGAACAUUUUGGCAUUAGCGAGUGAGGACAAAAGCAUUACAGUGAAUUCUGUCGAUGGUGACUUAAUAAAGCACGUAGUAAUACACGAUCAACCAUCUAAUUUGGAAUUCGGUCAAAUGAAAGUUCAGGAUUCCUCUAAAACUCAAGAAAACACAGUCAGUUGUAUUGUUGGAAAGAAGCAACUUUUCUUAUUAAAUCUUGACGAUAUGGAUAAUCCACUUGAGUUAGCCUUUCGUCAAGCAUAUGGUGAUUUAAUCGCCUACCAGUGGUUUGGAGAUGGUUAUAUAAUGGUCGGUUUUUCAAAUGGUUAUUUUGUUGUGGUAUCAACACAGUCGAGUGAAAUAGGAAAGGAAAUCUAUCAAAUUCGUGAUCAUAAAGAUGGUUUACACGAUAUUUCAGUGUCGACAGUUUUAAAUCGAUGUGCAACUGUAGGUGAUCGUUGCGUAAAAAUUCAUGACCUACAAAACGUUCGUGAACUAACUGCCAUCAUUGAAUUAGAAGAAGAAAAUGAUGAUGAAUUAACAAAUAAAUCGAAGCAUAUCAGCAAUAAUUUAUUCCAGUGUCAACUUCAAUGGUCAGAUGAUGGACAGUUAAUGGCGAUUUCAACACCACAAAAACUACUACACGUGUUUCUGAGUCAAUUACCAAUGCUAGCGGCUUUAUCACCACCAAACAGUACUGGUCUGAUGGCUCGAUUAACUUCUUUGCUGGAAGUCACUGUUGAACCUAUACCAUGUAUGAAGAUAAACAAUUUACCUGAGAUAUAUCGUGAUUCAUACGUUUUAAAGAUUGAAAUUGAACCAACAUUUAUUGGCAUGGGACAGACAUGCUUAGCUGUUGGAAUAAACAAUCAUGCCUGGUUCUAUGAAUUGACUAAUUCAGAUAUUGUCUUGAGAUCGGAGUAUGAUUAUUUAACUUCUGUGGAUAGAAUCAGUUUAAAUGAAAAUUAUGCAGCUGCUUGUGGACCAGACGGUAAACUUACACUACAUUGGAUUAAUCCUAAAACAUUUCCUGACAAAAUGAUGAAUACAUCCAAAAGACAGAAUGGACUGAAGAAUACUUCCGCCAGCGAUAGCGUCAAAGUAUCACGUGAAUCUUGUAUUUUUCCACAAUCAACUUCAGAUGAUGCAAAGAUUACAUCAUUUAAGUUAACAAGUGAUUUUCUUAUUUAUUCAACAAAUCAAGGGAAAUUAUUUCAUUUCAAUAUAUCCGAUUGGAAUUUCGCUAACAGUUAUCAGCAUAACUGUGCAAUAUUGCAUAUUUUCCCGAAUUCAACUGGAACGCGAGUGGCAUUCAUUGAUGAUAAAGCUAUGGCUUUUAUUCAUAAUCCAGUCAAUGAUCAACUUAUCGAGAUUCCUGAAUUUUGUCCUUCAGUGACGAAUAUUUUAUGGGAUUUAAAAGAUACGGAAAAUCCUUUAAUUAUCGCUUACGAUAAUCUACGUAUAAGUGUAUACCGUUACUUUAUGAAUGAAUGUGUACUGAUUAAAUCGUCAAUAUCUGAUAGUCAACAGAAGAAUAAUAUAAUGCCGUCAAGUAAACAGAGUGUAAAUAACCUGCCUAAAAGUUCAACUACAACUAUUGAUGGUACCGGUGAUUUUAUAAAUAUUGGUGUUAAUGGCGGUAACAGUACGGGUACAACAGUUUCCACCACUACGAAUCAACCUGAUUCAAAUGAACUAGUCACUGGAGCUACUUUUGGAAAAUGCCAUUUAGUUGGAGUUACACGUCUACCCUAUGGUCACUUACCGCUAUGCGUUAUCAAUGGUGAAUUGUGUAUGCUUAGCCCAACUGGACGUUUAUUUCACCAACCGCUGACAACUCAUCAAUUUCGAGUCUAUGUUGAAAACACAAAGUAUCAUAAUAAUAAUAGUUCACAAAGGCGUUCUGCUAAAAAAGAUACUGAAGGAACAGGAUUAAAAAAACUGUCAUAUCAAGAAAUGCUUACCUAUUUUGAACAAGCUUUAAAAGCUGGUUGCUUUGAGGAUGCAGAGAUAUUUGCCAAGCAAUUAGAUUCACAUCAUAUAUGGAAUCUAUUGGGCAUGAGUUGUUUACGUGUAAUGAAGUUCGAUAUGGCUGUUAGAUGUUUCCGAUCACUUCAAGAUCCUGGCCUUGUCCUGGCUGUACAAAGAAUUCAAAACAUCGAGGAUCGAUUGCUAUUAGCAGGUUAUGUUGCAAUGAUUCUAAAAGAAUUCAAUGUUGCACAAGAAUUAUUUCUGGCCUCUUCUGAACCGAUAGCUGCUUUAGAAAUGAGACGAGAUCUUUUACAUUGGGAAGAUGCACUUCAACUGGCACGGAAUUUAGCACCACAAGAAAUACCAUUUAUAUGCCGUGAAUAUGCUACAGAAAUGGAGUGUACUGGAGAUUAUGUCAAUGCAUUAAUGCAUUAUGAACGUGCUCUCAAUCCAUCAUCUGAUAUCAACGGGGAAGAUGCAUCCUUAUGGAAUAUUAAACAGAAAAGCUGUGCACCAAGAAGGUACAAUGAAGAUGAUGCUGAAGAUAAUGAUGAAUGGACGAAGCACAUCAGUUUAUGUAAUGCUGGUAUCGCUAGAAAUGCUAUUCGUCUUGGUGAUUUAAAAAGGGGUAUUGAGCUGUCGUCGAAAAGUGGAAACCCUAAUCUACAAAAAGAAUGUGCUGACAUUCUGGAACAAUACAAACAAUGGCAAGAAGCAGCUAAUCUAUACGAAUUAGCUGGAUGUUAUGAAUCAGCGGUGAUUGUAAAUCUCAAGUGUAAAAAUUACAAAAAAGCCGGUGAACUUCUUAUGUACGUAACAAAUGCACCAAGAUUACAUUUACAAUAUGCAAAGGCACGUGAAGCUGAUGGUGCCUAUAAAGAAGCUGUAACUGCUUAUGAGGCAGCUAAUGAUAUGGUUUCAGUAAUUAGAUUACAACUGGAAAAACUGAAUAAUCCAGAGGAAGCUAUACGCAUACUACAUAAAACGCAUAGUAUAGAAGGUGCUAAAAUGAUUGCUCAAUAUUUUAUACAAAUUGGUGAUCAAGCCAAGGCAAUUCAAUUUCUUGUUAUGUCUAAAUGCUUAGAUGCUGCAUUCGAUAUUGCAAGAAAGCAUAAAAAGAUGGAAUUAUAUGCAGAAGCUAUUGGUUCCAAUGCCUCCGUCAGUGAGUAUCAAAGCAUUGCAUGCUAUUUUGAAAAUGAGAAAAAUUGGUUUUUGGCGGGAAAAUACUACCUAUUGGCUAAACAGUAUGAAAAGGCUAUUAAACAUCUGCUUCAUGUGCCAUACACAGAAAAUAGUCCAGCAUUAGACUUAGCCCUAGAAGCAGUUGGACUAGCUGGUGACAGCCGCCUUACACAUUUGGUCAUUGUGUAUCUAAUGGGUGAAACAGACGGUGUAGCAAAAGAUGCUAGACACUUGUUUCGUUUAUAUAUGGUUUUAAAACAAUAUAAAGAGGCGGCUAGAACAGCAGUGAUUAUAGCUAGAGAAGAACAAACCAAUGGGAAUUAUCGUAGUGCACAUGACCUACUAUUCAGUAUGGUACAGGAGUUAAGGCAAAGAAAUAUUCGUGUUCCAUCGGAAAUGUCAGAGAACUUGGCGUUGUUGCAUUCUUAUAUACUUGCAAAGGUACAUGUGAAAAAUGGUGAUCACCUACGUGGGGCUAGAAUGUUAAUCAGAGUGUCGGAAAGUAUCAGUAAAUUUCCAUCUCAUGUUGUCCCUAUUCUCACAAGUACUGUGAUUGAAUGUCAAAAAGCUGGUUUGAAAUCAGCCAGUUUUAGUUAUGCUGCAAUGCUAUUACGUCCAGAAUAUCGUGAUAAACUAGAUGUUAAAUAUCACCGUAAAUUUGAAACGCUUGUACGUAGACGUGAUUUAAAAUCGGAUGGAGGCGGGGAUCAGUUGAAUAAUUCAUUAAACCAGUCAACUAGUAGUCCUACAGUUGAAACGUCUACACCAUGUCCAUCGUGUGGAUCUCCGUUAUUGGAGACUAGUUUAUACUGUACUGAAUGUCGAAAUACUAUACCAUAUUGUGUGAUUACAGGUUAUCACGUUGUUAAAAAUGAUUUUGCCGUAUGUCCUGGAUGCCAGUUUCCUACACUGUACAGCGAACUAAUGAGAUAUGUCGAAAAUUGUUCAAAUCCAGUGUGUCCAAUGUGUAAUAAAACUUUAUCACGUGAUAGUAUUAGACGUUUAAUCGACUCUAGUGGUGUUUUAAAUCAGUGGAUUAGUUCAUUGAAUGCUGAUUUAUUAGAAAAUGAAGUGAACAACGAUGUGAUUGAAAACAGUGGAAAUUCUUAA
Trichobilharzia szidati is the source of this 4700-nucleotide messenger RNA. NCBI's taxonomy places the organism in Eukaryota, Metazoa, Platyhelminthes, Trematoda, Strigeidida, Schistosomatidae. The record is from the annotation of a GenBank genome assembly.